UGGAAUCUUGAGAACCAGUGUUCUGGAGCCAGAUGCAGGCUAGAAUAUAUCUAGCUUGUGAUCUUGGCCAAAUUAUUUUUCUCCCUCAUUCAUUCCACAAGCAUGACAGGACUCCUGGCUCAUCAACUGUGCUUAUCAGUUUGUGGGUGUGUGAUCCUAAUAACAGCUGUAUGUUUCAGGAAACUCCAGUGUUUAGUACUUAAUUCAAAGGGAAAUUCCCAAUAAACGUUAAUUAUUAGGGUUUGCCCCUUUUCACUCAAAAAAAAAAGCAGGUAAAUUCUUAAUAAAAGCAAGUUAUUCUUUUGAGGUUUGCUUCUAAAGGCAGCUUUUGAAUUUAAGGGUCUUAAUUCUUUCGCGAUCACAGACACGCCCAUUCCCGGAAGGGCAGGGCAUUUCCAGGGCUACACAAGCCCUCGCCUAAACCCCUUUACUGAGCUGCUUUUAGUCCCACACCUGCUACGACUGAGGUGGUGUGAGAGGCCUGUGAGUGAAUCCUUAGAUAGAAAAUCGCCGCAAUGGAAGACAGGCCAGGCUGACAAUGGCUCUGGGGAGCUUGUCAGCUCCGAAGAGACCCAUAGGACGCAGGUCUGGCGGGCUUAGGGCGAUGCGGCCCAGAUAACAAUGGUGGUAGUGAGGGUGGAGCCCAGCGGCCCGCAGAGGAAGUCAGAGCGAGGAUGUGAGUAGGUCUGGCCCAGGGGGGGAGGGGAAACUGGCGAAGACACAUGAUGCAACCCCACGCCCCCUCUUCAUUUCCGAUGCUCCAGCCUCUCCUUGCGGCCAGAACCCAAAGAAGUCCGUUCAGAUAAAGGGGGCGUUAGCGAGGGCGGAGGCGAGGUCGUGCGGGGCGAGAUCGUGCCGAGCGGGGUCACGUGCCCCCUAGGACCGCCCCUUAGGAAGCCACUGCCCGGCCCCCUGGAAGGGGCGGCAGCGGAAAUGACCUCACGACGUCCUUUGCUGCGUGCGGCUACGUGGCGGAGCCGGCGGAAGCAGUUCCUUCGCUGGACCCAGAGUGUUUGUGUUUUGGUUCGUGAGGAGCCGGGGCGGUCUGAGGGGAGGAGACGGAGGGAGGAGGAAGAGGACGACGACGAGGAGGAAGAAGUCCUCGGAACUCGAGCCCGGCGACUCUGGAGGAGGAGAGAGGAAGGCGGAGCAGAGAGGCGGAGACGCAGCCCGGCAGGGGCGGCACGGCGCUCGGAGUCCCGCGUCGGCCAGUGUGAGAAGCAGCGAGUAGGCGACGCCGCUGCAACUGCGGCGCGUCGGAUCUCCGGGCCGUGCGUGGCCUCACUGCCGGGAACCGCGCCCCAGAGCUCACUGCCUGCCCCAGCUCCAAAGUCAAAUUGUUGAAGGUAUUUUCUCCAGAAAGAAGAAAACAUUGAUACCUUGCAUCCUGGAAGUUCAUUUAGGAAUCUGAAAUCAGGGACUUCUUUAUAAUUUGGACAUGGCUAAUCGAGGAGCAACAAGACCCAACGGGCCAAAUACUGGAAAUAAAAUAUGCCAGUUCAAACUGGUUCUUCUAGGAGAGUCUGCUGUUGGCAAAUCAAGUCUGGUGCUUCGCUUUGUGAAAGGCCAAUUUCAUGAGUUUCAAGAGAGUACCAUUGGGGCUGCCUUUCUAACCCAAACUGUGUGUCUUGAUGACACAACAGUAAAAUUUGAAAUAUGGGAUACAGCUGGCCAAGAACGGUAUCAUAGCCUAGCACCAAUGUACUACCGAGGAGCACAAGCCGCCAUAGUUGUGUAUGAUAUUACAAAUGAGGAGUCCUUUUCGAGAGCAAAAAACUGGGUUAAAGAACUUCAAAGGCAAGCAAGUCCUAAUAUUGUGAUAGCUUUGUCAGGAAACAAGGCUGACUUAGCAAAUAAAAGAGCUGUUGACUUCCAGGAAGCACAGUCCUAUGCAGAUGACAACAGCUUAUUAUUUAUGGAGACAUCAGCUAAGACAUCAAUGAAUGUAAAUGAAAUAUUUAUGGCAAUAGCUAAAAAGCUGCCAAAGAACGAACCACAAAAUCCAGGCGCAAACUCAGCCAGAGGACGAGGAGUAGACCUUACUGAGCCUGCACAGCCAGCCAGAAGCCAGUGUUGUAGUAACUGAACUCCAGUGUCAACUUCCUAAAUGGCAAAAACCAUGGAAUUGGGAGCAUUUAGCCGGCCCAGUGUGACUUCCAAAAAGAGACUAUGGUAGAAUCAAGUUUCUAAUACUGAAUUAUUUUGAGUGUUUUGAACUUAAUUUUUAAUAACAUGCAUGUGUUCCUCCAGCAGUAGAAAGGAAAAUGAGAACUGUGUAUACACUUGUUCCAUGGGAAAGUGCAGGGGAACAGUUCAUCUCCAGUGGGUAUGGACCCACUCUUAACCCACCCAGUCUCUAAACUGGGAUGAUAGUCAGGUAUGGAAGAUUCAAAAUUACUAAUGUAUGCUUUAGAAAAACAUUUUUAGAAGACUAAAAAUAUUUAUGCUUAGCAACAAAAGCCAAGCAAAUGGUAAUUUUCUUUGAUUGUCUUAAAAAGCCUACAUUUCACAUAUUAAUAAAGUAAUCCCAAGAAAACAGUCCUAUAUCUCCAGAAAGAAGGAAUAUUGGUGGCAUCUUAAUUUUAUUCAGUCAUGUUACUUCUUAAAAUUUAAUUGAAGAAAAAAAAGUCACAUGUAACCCCAUCCUGUUUUAGGAAUAUAAAAACUGAUAAGUGCAUUUUAAUGGAUAGUGGUCCUUUCAUAGGAGCUUCUUUUUAAGACAAAGUGGAAACAAACCAGGUAUCUGCUUUCUAUUUAAUCACUGUUGGCUAUUACAUAGAGGUCUGUCUAGAACAGGGAGGGGGCUCUGCUUCCCUUUGGACAUGAUUAGUCAGUGCACUAACCAUUAUGUACAUUCAAACUUGAUUAUUUUAAAUAUUCAGCUGUACUGUAAAUAGAGUACUGCAUUGUAGUCUCCAUAUGUUUAUUAUUUCCUGUAAUAUUUAAGAAUUGCCUAAACAUACAAAAUGUACAGUUACUAAAACAGCUAAUUAUUUCUUUCUCCCCCUAUGAAAGGAAGGGGCUUUGCUGUUCUUACAUGCUAGAACCAUAAUAAACACCGUACUUGCAAUUUGUAACAUAAGUAUUACAAUGUUAUUAGUAAUCUUGAAGCCUUUUUUUUUGAAGUCCAUUUUAUUUUAAUCAGUAUAUUGCACUAAUUAUUUUAGGUAUUUUCAUUAUAUGAAAUCUACCAUGUGUCAGAUGAUUUAAUCUAUUUAAGUGUUGAUCUGCUAGCAGAAUGUGUACAUUUUACAGUAACUCAAAAUUAGUAAGGAGAACAGCUCACCAGUGUUUAGUUUUAUAUUGAGGUGCUCAGGUUGGAAUAAAGUGGUGUAAAAAGCAA
Messenger RNA from Rattus norvegicus (Norway rat), 3343 nucleotides. It is a transcript of the gene Rab5a, whose product is annotated as RAB5A, member RAS oncogene family. Gene Ontology annotation, cellular component: early endosome membrane; endosome membrane; ruffle. NCBI's taxonomy places the organism in Eukaryota, Metazoa, Chordata, Mammalia, Rodentia, Muridae. Gene Ontology annotation, molecular function: G protein activity; GTPase activity; GTP binding. The record is from RefSeq and is a predicted model, not a curated record.